AUAUACACACACACAGACACUUAUACACUUAGUGAAUCGAGUGAUAUCGUAUGCGUAACGAUAUUUUUAACGCGUCCAACUUUGAUCUCCUCCCCACAUGAACUAGGCGCACGUGAGACACGAGACUCGCCGAGCACUCCGCCCAGCAGUAAUCCUGCCUAUAAGAUAGACCCCAGCGAUGAGCACGAUGAAACAUCAUAUACAUAUUCACAAUUCCAAAAAUCCGGACGUUUCACUGCGCCAGCAACAGUAAUACCUAGAUUUAAGAACUAUUCGGUAGAUGAUUUUCAUUUUCUGGCCGUGCUGGGCAAAGGCAGCUUUGGCAAGGUGCUGUUGGCUGAGCUGCGUGAUACGACAUAUUACUAUGCCAUCAAGUGCCUUAAGAAGGACGUGGUCCUUGAGGACGACGAUGUUGACUCCACGCUAAUCGAACGCAAGGUUUUGGCCCUGGGCACCAAGCAUCCGUAUCUGUGCCAUCUAUUCUGCACAUUUCAGACCGAGAGUCACUUGUUCUUUGUCAUGGAGUAUCUGAACGGCGGGGAUCUCAUGUUUCAUAUACAGGAGAGCGGACGCUUUUCAGAGGAUCGUGCGCGUUUCUAUGGCGCAGAAAUCAUAUCCGGGCUCAAGUUCUUGCAUAAGAAGGGCAUCAUAUACAGGGAUCUCAAGUUGGAUAACGUAUUGCUCGACUAUGAGGGUCACGUGCGUAUUGCAGAUUUUGGUAUGUGUAAAUUGCAGAUAUAUUUAGAUAAGACGGCCGAUAGUUUUUGUGGCACACCCGAUUACAUGGCGCCCGAAAUCAUCAAGGGCGAAAAAUACAAUCAAAAUGUCGAUUGGUGGUCAUUCGGUGUGCUGCUCUACGAAAUGCUCAUUGGCCAAUCGCCAUUCAGUGGCUGCGAUGAGGACGAAUUGUUCUGGUCCAUAUGCAAUGAAAUUCCAUGGUUUCCGGUCUACAUAUCAGCCGAGGCAACGGGCAUACUCAAGGGCCUGCUGGAGAAGGACUAUACGAAACGUAUCGGGUCACAGUAUAGUCCAGCUGGUGAUAUAGCAGAUCAUAUAUUCUUUAGGCCCAUUGACUGGAACCAGCUCGAAAAGAGGCAGAUCGAGCCUCCUUUCAAGCCACAAGUGAAACAUCCGCUGGAUACGCAAUAUUUCGAUCGGGUAUUCACCAGAGAACGCGUUCGUCUAACGCCCAUCGACAAGGAAAUACUCGCAUCAAUGGAUCAGAAACAAUUUCAUGGCUUCACCUACACAAAUCCGCACAUCACAUUGGACUAGGAUGUCUAAGUAUAUAUUAGUCGUCAAUGUGCUGGCCAUAGACCAUAUAUAUUUAGCGUAUUUAUCUCUAAAAUUAGCAAUUUAUAUUCAUGAACCUAACCUCCAAAGCCAACACCCAAUAAUUACUUCAUAGAGCAACAGUAUUUGUAUAUGUAUGUAUAUAUAUCUAUUAUAUGAUUCAAUCAA
Drosophila navojoa is the source of this 1461-nucleotide messenger RNA. RefSeq names its product Protein kinase C delta (gene Pkcdelta). The record is from RefSeq and is a predicted model, not a curated record. Gene Ontology annotation, molecular function: ATP binding; protein serine/threonine kinase activity. NCBI's taxonomy places the organism in Eukaryota, Metazoa, Arthropoda, Insecta, Diptera, Drosophilidae. Gene Ontology annotation, biological process: protein phosphorylation.